UGACGGCGUGGAUGAUUUUCAAAACAAAACCUCGCGUUUCUUCAUCUGUUUCAUCCGAUUCAUCAGGCUUUGCUAAGCGCGGCUGCGAAAAAUCUAGAAUUUCGUUAAUAGUUUCCUGUUUCCUCCGGUCAGCAAUUGUUAGUGCUAUGUCCGACCCGAGCUCCAAGGAUACGGUCUUGAAGACGGCCAUGAUCUACGUGUGCGGUGAAUGCCACCACGAGAACGAAAUGCGUCCCCGGGAUCCGAUCCGUUGCCGUGAAUGUGGCUACCGUAUCAUGUACAAGAAGCGAACCAAGCGAUUGGUUGUUUUCGACGCACGUUAGAAGGACAAAACACUCAAGUAUAGAAUCAUAAGCUGUAUGUAAAAAAUAACGAGUCUUACAAAAAAUUAAAUGAAUAAUGAUUUGAA
Molecule: messenger RNA, 409 nt
Organism: Uranotaenia lowii
Lineage: Eukaryota; Metazoa; Arthropoda; Insecta; Diptera; Culicidae
Gene: Rpb12
Exons: 3
Coding region: 12-323 (103 amino acids)
Biological process (GO): DNA-templated transcription
Cellular component (GO): RNA polymerase I complex; RNA polymerase III complex; RNA polymerase II, core complex
Molecular function (GO): DNA binding; DNA-directed RNA polymerase activity; zinc ion binding
Source: RefSeq, a predicted model, not a curated record